Zerene cesonia (dogface butterfly) is the source of this 4924-nucleotide messenger RNA. Its product is annotated as two pore calcium channel protein 1-like. Bases 96 to 2525 code for a protein of 809 amino acids. Gene Ontology annotation, biological process: transmembrane transport; monoatomic ion transport. Gene Ontology annotation, molecular function: monoatomic ion channel activity; voltage-gated channel activity. The transcript is spliced from 17 exons. The record is from RefSeq and is a predicted model, not a curated record. Lineage: Eukaryota; Metazoa; Arthropoda; Insecta; Lepidoptera; Pieridae. Gene Ontology annotation, cellular component: lysosomal membrane; endosome membrane.
ACUUAAAGAACGAUUGUGUCAUUGUCAAACUCAGCCGGUGACAUUGAAUUGUCAAACUCAAUUUGCAAAUUUUAUUUUUCUAAUCAGUUUUUGAAAUGGCUUCUUUGAGGAGCCCGUCUACGCCGACCGACGGAUAUAAAAGGUUUAGUGAUGAUUUCGCAAACAGCAGCAUCAACAAUUACGGCUCAAACGUCACAAAUUCUCGCACUGGCUCAGAUGGCGGUGGCGAUGCCAACACCCUGGACAUGGGCAGCCGGUCAUCUCUGCACACGGGCUUGCAGAUGUCAGAGGACGAGCACUGGGAGAUGAAUUAUCAUGAAGCUGCUAUAUAUCUGGAGGAAGGCCUAAACAACGAGAAGUUUGACUCGCAUCCGUCCAGUCCCGAAGAGCUACCAGCCUACCUCCGCGUCCACAACCCGUGGUACCAUGGUUUGGACCUCCUAGCGUCGUUGGUGUUAAUUCUGCUGGCGUUCACUGAAGACCCCGCUGUCCCUGCUUUUGAAUUACCAGUUUGGGCCCACGGCACAAUAGAACUGUUGGCGUUGUCGGUUAUAGGAAUCGAAUUGCAUCUCAAGUUGAAGUGGAUUGGCUGGGGGACCAUAUUUAAACACAAACGCACUAUGAUUAAGGGUAUAACCCUCUUGAUAAUGGUGCUGGAAGCAGUGGUGGUGCUCUGCAGGCAGUCCUCCCACUUCCGUGUGACGCGGGCGCUUCGCCCCAUCUUCCUGGUGGACACGAGACACUGUGGCGGGGUCAGACGGUUUAUUAGACAGAUACUGCAGAGUCUGCCACCUAUUUUGGAUAUGUUGGGGUUACUGAUGUUCUUCGUAGCGACUUAUUCCUUAUUGGGAUACUAUCUAUUCUCCGAGCAUAUAGACAAUGGGCACUUUAAAACGUUGAGCGAUUCGUUUGUUAGUAUGUUUGUACUCCUAACCACAGCCAAUUUUCCAGACGUAAUGAUGCCGUCAUACGCGAAGUCCAAGUGGUAUGCCGUGUUCUUCAUUUUAUAUAUUAUCACAGUACUUUAUGUACUCAUGAAUUUGAUGCUUGCCGUAGUAUACGAGACGUUCACGCGUAUAGAGCGCGAGAAGUGCCGCGCGCUGCUGCUGCACCGGCGCGGGGCCGCGCGCCGCGCCUUCCGCCUGCUCGUGUCGCGCCGCGCGCCGCACGCCGUCAAGCUGCGCCACUUCGCGGGGCUGCUGCGCCACUACGCGCCGCACUACAGCGGGCUGGACGUGUACCUGAUGUUCAAGCAGCUGAACACGAGCGGGUCGGGCGGGCUGGCGCGCGGCGAGUUCGCGAACGUGUACGAGGUGUUCGCGCUGCGCUGGGCGGCGCAGGCGGCGCGCGCGCCCUGGUACGCGCGCUCGCCGCUCGAGCCCGUCGGCCGCCUCGCGCACGCCGUCGUGCGCUGGCCCUACUUCGAGUACUUGAUCUACGCGCUAAUCGUGGGCAACGGGGUAUCGAUGGUGCUGCGCGUGCUGGAGGCUGCGGGCGACUUGCAGGACAGCGCGAGGCUGCUCUGCGCCUCGUGGGACACUUGGCUGUUCCUCACGCUGUUCCUGCUGGAAGCAGGUCUUCGUAUAAUGGCCAGCGGUCUGGCUGUUUACCUGGAAAGCGGCUGGAACGUGUUCGACUUGAGCGUGACUCUACUGGCUUUGAUGGGAGCCGUGCUGCUGACGAUCGCGCCCAAGCUGUUUAUCGUUGUUAUGUUCAGGCCGCUUAGGUUAAUGCGGCUGUACAAGCUCAAGAAACGCUACCGGGACGUGUUCGGGACGCUCGUGCUCCUCUCCCCGCUGAUGUCCUCCGCGGGCUGCGUGAUGCUGGUCAUGUACUACUUCUUCGCGAUCGUCGGUAUGGAGCUGUUCGCUGGAUACAAUCUGAGGAACUGCUGUGUGAACACGACAGUGGAGGACUUCUACAAGUACUCCGAGAACAGCUCCACGCCACUCGGCUACUACUAUCUGAACAACUUCGAGAACAUUCUCACGAGCGGCGUGACGCUGUUCGAAUUAACGGUCGUCAACAACUGGUUCAUACUGAUGAACGCGUUCGCUACGGUCGCGGGGCAGUUUAGCAGGAUUUAUUUUAUGGUGUUCUAUCUAUUUACGAUGGUGGUUCUGACGAUAGUGGUUGCCAGCGUGUUGGAGGCGUUCAGAUUCAGGAUACAGUACAAGAGAAGCACAACUAAGAGAGAUGAGGAGAAACUCCUCCAUGAGGAGGUUCACACGAGUUGGGAGGAGGCUCAGAGACUUGGCGCGAGUGGGGACCUCGCAGACCAGCUCAGGACUCACCUGACUCCAGGGAUGCAAGUCACAUUUAUAGGCACGCGGCCGAGAACAAAAGAAGUAUUACAGAGGAGGAUGUAUCAGUCGGAUAUUCAGAAAUGGUUAAGCGAGGAAGAUGAGAAUGAAGACUUACAACCAUCAACUACAGUGACUUCUAGUGAGGAUCCCCUCUCUCCCCCCCUCAUUCAGCAGCCAGAUGACGACAACCACCACAUAAGAGGCGGCUACCAAUUGUAGAAUUUAAUCCUAACAGCGCUCCAUGAUCGCUUGUCCGUGAUUUGGAGCGCUGUCAAAAAUCUAACAGACUCUAUAGUAUGAUAUUGGCGCCAAAAACUUCUUUCUAUGUGUGGAAAGGCGCCAAAUAGAAUCGGACUUAAUAUUUGUAAGCGUUAUUUAUUGAUCUGGUCAUCCAGUUAUAUACGUCAAAGAAUUUGUUGUGCUGUCACUGAUGGCGCCAAAAUAAUGGUUUAAUUCCACAAUGAUGAAAUGUUAUACAUAUUGACAAAUGAAAUUGUAAAAAAAAGUUAAAUCAUUAUAUUUUAACGUGGCUUGUUGACGUUGACGUUUAAAAAAAUAUGUAUUUGUGAUUUUUAAUCUAUAUGAAACCUCUUCAGAUUGUGUUAUCUUCCGUUAAUUCCUUCAUUCAAUUAUUACCAGUCCACAAACCACUGCCUUAAUAUAAUCCUCUGGUCAAAAGAGAAAUGGGAGAUAAAAUUAAAAAGUAAAUCAGUCAGAAUAAAAGAUUAUUUGUAAGAAUGCUAAGCGCAUACAUAUAGGAUGUUUGGUAAUUUGGCAAACCUUUAUUAGUGUUUUUUUAAUAAAACGCAUGUUUAAUUCAUGAAUAAUAUUAGGCGUUAAAGCUAUAUAAAAUUAUAAGUGACCUUAGAUAUUGCUUAAGUGCUCUUGGGAUCUCGCUAUAUAACAUUCUUAAAUUGUUCUAAAAUACGAUUAACAUUUAUUCAGGAGGGCUACUGUGACGUUUUAAAUCAGUACUAAUUCCAAUGGGAAAGUGAUGGCGCUAAACGAUCAGCGCUGUAUUAUUCCCAUGCUGGUUUUAGUACUGUUUCCAGACGACAUGGUGAACCCCCAGCUAUUAGUAAUAUUAAUUACCAUUAGUACAAACGAACGCUUUGGCAAUAUUUUUAAAAUUGAUAAAGGUUUAGUUUAUUUAUUACCCGACUACUGUGAAGUCAUAUAUUAGAUUUAAUUGGAUCGUGUUUCAUAUUUAUUUUCAAGUCCGAGAAUGUUUUUAUCACGCUUUUAUUUGCCUUAUUUGUAAUCGUAGGUAUUGUAGAUUUUAUUUCCUAAUCGACUAAAGUGAUAUUGUGAUAUAAAGUUGUAGGCAAGGACACGUAAGGCAUAAAUAUGGAAUUUAGACGAUAGAUUAUGAAAUUUGCCUUUAUUAGAAGUAAGUAAAAAUUAAAUUGGCAAAUUAUUGAAAUGUUUAUUUUUAAAAAGCUUUAUUUUUAUUUUGUAAGCAUUUGUGCGCUUCGAGUGACAUUUAAGUAUGAAUAAAAUACUUUGUGAAAGGCGGGUAAUAGAGUAAAUAGCAGCCCGCUGUAUUAUUUUUCUUUUUAAUUAGCUGUAAUAAUUGGCAGAUAGCAAGUGAUAAAGGGUACGAUUUAUUUAAUGGACAUAUAGAAAUUUGAAAAAGUUGUAGUUUUAUAAAUAUUUUCACUUUAAUAGAAUAGAUAAUUAUCAUAGACAUACAUCUGUUAUGGCCACAUUAAACAUAGUAUGCUAAGAACGAAGAAAGAAGAACGUGCUGUCAUCAUUUAAUUUAUAUAAUUUAUCGGAAAUGUAAAAAAAAUAUGUAAAAAGUGAAAUGGGAUAUAAAUUGAUAUGACGGACAUUUUGUUCGUUUUAAGCAAAUGCAAUGCCCAGCAUCCUACGUUUUUUUGUUUACUCGAUUAUAUUAUUACUCGAACAUAAAAUUUUUACUCACAUUUAAUUGUACAGCCAUUAAUGUAUGUAUAUCAGUGUGUAUGCAACUUUGUAUUUAAGGAGUAGUUGUUGUUAACUUUCGAAAUUAUUUGUGUUUAUUUAAAGGGUUAGCAUUUUGAUUUAGAAUUUCGUAUCGUAAUAUUUGAUUGAAUUGAGAUUUGUAGAACAAAUAGGUUUUUAUUAAUGAAUAGUACAAAGUCGUUUUGUAGUCAUUGAUUUUAUGUAGAUCACGUAAAGGGUUGCCAUAUGUAAUAUAUUUUUGAUUUGUGGUAGGUAAUUUACCACGGAAAAAAAUAAUUUUGACUGUGACAGCACGCACACAGUUUGUAUUUAUUGCGGUAUACCUAUUUUUGUCAAUUUCUAGAGCACUAUUCACUGUUCUUUCGUUUUCGUACCCUCUUAGGAGUAUGGCAACCCUGUUUGGAGCACCCUGUAAUGAGUUUGUACAUCGCAGUUUAAUUCUUUAGCACUAGCGAGUGUGCUGUUACACCUGGGGUAGUUUAGGUAUUAAGUGAUAUUGUAGUACCAUGAGGCAGGAAUUAGGUAGUUAAUGAAAUUAGUAAUGUUAUAAUUGAUAUUCACGUUCAUUUUCCUAAUAAGUAUUAAAAAGAUCUUUAAAAAAAUAUAAAUCUAAGUUUUUUUUUUCGAUAUUAUAGUAAAUGAGGGUAUUCUUAGUGAUAACUCAGUUAACU